Messenger RNA from Lepus europaeus (European hare), 978 nucleotides. It is a transcript of the gene VWC2, whose product is annotated as von Willebrand factor C domain containing 2. Gene Ontology annotation, biological process: negative regulation of BMP signaling pathway. Gene Ontology annotation, cellular component: AMPA glutamate receptor complex. Lineage: Eukaryota; Metazoa; Chordata; Mammalia; Lagomorpha; Leporidae. The record is from RefSeq and is a predicted model, not a curated record. The transcript has 3 exons. The coding region runs from base 1 to 978 and encodes 325 amino acids. Gene Ontology annotation, molecular function: protein binding.
AUGCCCAGCGCCACUGCGAUGGCAGUUGGCGCUCUCUCCAGCUCCCUGCUGGUCACCUGCUGCCUGAUGGUGGUUCUGUGUAGCCCGAGCAUCCCGCUGGAGAAGCUGGCCCGGGCGCCGGAGCAGCCGGGCCAGGAGAAGCGCGAGCACGCGUCUCGGGACGGCCCGGGGCGGGUGAGCGAGCUCGGGCGCGCCGCGAGGGACGAAGGCAGCAGCGGCCGGGACUGGCGGAGCAAGAGCGGCCGCGGGCUCUCUGGCCGGGAGGCGUGGAGCAGGCAGAAGCAGGCCUGGGCCGCCCAGGGCGGGGGCGCCAAGGCCGGGGACCUGCAGGUGCGGCCCCGCGGGGACACCCCGCAGGGGGAGCCCUUGGCCGCGGCCGCCCAGGACGCCACCAGCCCAGACCUGGCGCCCACGCCGGAGCCUCCCGAGGAGUACGCGUACCCGGACUACCGCGGCAAGGGAUGCGUGGACGAGAGCGGCUUCGUGUACGCCAUCGGAGAGAAGUUCGCGCCGGGCCCGUCGGCCUGCCCGUGCCUCUGCACCGAGGAGGGGCCGCUGUGCGCGCAGCCAGAGUGCCCGCGGCUGCACCCGCGCUGUAUCCACGUCGACACGAGCCAGUGCUGCCCGCAGUGCAAGGAGAGGAAGAGCUACUGCGAGUUCCGGGGCAAGACCUACCAGACUUUGGCCGAGUUCGUGGUGUCCCCGUGCGAGCGGUGCCGCUGCGAGGCCAAUGGCGAAGUCCUGUGCACGGUGUCAGCGUGUCCCCAGACCGAGUGCGUGGACCCCGUGUACGAGCCUGACCAGUGCUGCCCCAUCUGCAAAAACGGCCCAAACUGCUUUGCCGAAACUGCUGUCAUCCCAGCUGGCAGAGAAGUGAAGACUGACGAGUGCACCAUCUGCCACUGCACCUACGAGGAAGGCACGUGGAGGAUCGAGCGGCAGGCCAUGUGCACGAGGCACGAGUGCAGGCAGAUGUAG